Molecule: messenger RNA, 1259 nt
Organism: Hirundo rustica (Barn swallow)
Lineage: Eukaryota; Metazoa; Chordata; Aves; Passeriformes; Hirundinidae
Gene: MRI1
Product: methylthioribose-1-phosphate isomerase 1
Exons: 6
Coding region: 84-1163 (359 amino acids)
Molecular function (GO): S-methyl-5-thioribose-1-phosphate isomerase activity
Source: RefSeq, a predicted model, not a curated record
ACCCGGAAGGGGCGGGCUCGGUUCUAUCGCGGGGCUCGGUUCUAUCGCGGGCUCUGUCGCGGGCUCUGCUCUCUUCUGUCGCGAUGGCGCUGGAGUCGCUGCGCUACCGCCGCGGCUCCCUCGAGGUUCUGAACCAGCGGCUGCUGCCGGGGCAGCUCCGCUACGAGCGGGUGGGGGGCGUGGAGCGCGCCUGGAGCGCCAUCCGCGACAUGGAGGUGCGGGGGGCUCCGGCCAUCGCGCUGCUGGGCUGCCUGAGCCUGGCCGUGGAGCUGGCGGGGGGCCAGGGCCCCUGCGAGGAUUCGGGAGCCCUGGAGGAGUUCGUGGGGCAGAAAUUGGGGUUCCUGCUCAGCGCCCGCCCCACGGCCGCCAACCUGGGCCGUGAGGCCGAGCGGCUCCGCGCCUUCGUGCGGCAGCGGGCGGAGACCCCCGGGGUGACCCCCCAGCAGCUGCGGGAGAGCAUCAUUGAGUACAUCGAGGGGCUCCUGGAGAAGGACCGCAGGGACAACCGGAACAUCGGGGCGCACGGGGCGAGCCACAUCCUGGGGAGGGUCCCGGGGGGGGGUCCCGUCACCCUCCUGACCCACUGCAACACCGGGACGCUGGCGACAGCGGGCUACGGCACCGCCCUGGGUGUCGUGCGGGCGCUGCACCAGCGCGGGUCCCUGUCGCGCGUGUUCUGCACCGAAACCCGCCCCUACAACCAGGGCUCGCGGCUGUCGGCGCUGGAGCUGCGCCACGACGGCGUCCCCGUCACGAUAAUCGCCGACAGCGCCGCCGCCGCCGCCAUGAGGGAGCGGGGAGUCCAGGCCGUGGUGGUGGGCGCGGACCGCGUGGCCGCCAACGGGGACGUGGCCAACAAGAUCGGGACGUUCCAGCUGGCGGUGGCCGCGCGGCACAUGGGCAUCCCCUUCUACGUGGCCGCCCCGAGCAGCACCUGCGACCCGACGCUGGCCUCGGGCCGCCUGAUCCCCAUCGAGGAGCGCCCGGGGACAGAGCUCACCCACCUCGGGGGCGUCCUCCUGGCUGACCCCGAGGUGGACGUGUGGAACCCGUCCUUUGACGUCACGCCGCAGGAGCUCAUCACGGGGGGCAUCAUCACGGAGUACGGGGUCUUCGCCCCCUCCGAGGUCUGCCGGGAGCUGGCGGAGCGAGGGGAGCCCUGACGGCUUCUGCCUCGCUGCACCCCGGCGUGCCUUGCGUCGCGGUUCGGUAUAUCGCGACAGAUUUGGUUACAAUAAAAAUCUCGGUGUAUCCCGACA